Messenger RNA from Chelmon rostratus (copperband butterflyfish), 7282 nucleotides. RefSeq names its product ArfGAP with RhoGAP domain, ankyrin repeat and PH domain 2 (gene arap2). Gene Ontology annotation, biological process: signal transduction. NCBI's taxonomy places the organism in Eukaryota, Metazoa, Chordata, Actinopteri, Chaetodontiformes, Chaetodontidae. The record is from RefSeq and is a predicted model, not a curated record. The transcript is spliced from 34 exons. The coding region runs from base 216 to 5207 and encodes 1663 amino acids. Gene Ontology annotation, molecular function: GTPase activator activity; protein binding.
UGAAAGAAAUCAGGAAAUCUUUGACAACAGUACCAUUAGCAGGGUUAUCACCAGUGCGUGUUGCGAGGCUGUGAUGGAAAGCUUGGAUUUUUAAACUCUGAUAUGAGUACCUGAGAAGAUCAAUACAACGCUCAUGUCUGCAAGUUUAAAGCUGGACUACUACGAUACAUCUUCUGAAGUUCUUCCUGAUGUGGCAGAGGUGAGACUAGGGCGUCAUGUCGGAGCCUCCAGAGCCGAGCCAGGAGAUCGUGGAGUGGCUCUUCACCCUCCGCCUGUCCCAGUAUACCUCAUGUUUCCAGCAAGGACGCUAUCAAACUCUGGAAGAGUGCAGGGACCUCACAGACGAGCGCCUGCUGGAGCUUCGAGUGUUUCCAACUGGCCACCGUAGGCGCAUCCUCAGGAGUUUGGAAGCACUAGGGGUGACGCAGCAGAGCGGCGGUGAAGAAGAUGAAGAGGGAGGGAUGGAGAACGGGAGACGCCGAAGGAAGCCCGUGCCACACCCGAGGCACAUCUUCCUGAAGGAUAGAAAGAGGGGGAAUUCAUGCCAGCACAAUCAGCCAAAGGAGAGGAGAGAGUGCGAUUUGGAGGGGAGUCAGACUUUGCCUCCAGGAGCCGGACUGGGACCUGAAACCGAGGACGUCCCAGAGAGCCUAUACCUGCGGCCGCCUCAGCCGGCCCCCCGCAAUCCGCAGAACAUCCGAACAUCCAUACCUGAGCAUGCCUGCGCCCCUGCCGCUGUGCCCUCCAGCAGCAGCAGCAGCAGCAGCGAGUCCCUCUCCAUUUCUGAAAUGCCCUCAGACUGGGAGAUUUCCUCAGAGGAUCCCUCGCUGUCCAGCACCGACUCCAUCCCCUGUCCUGGUGAAGGCCCCCACUCAGCGCUCACUGAAGACACUGGGGGCUUUCGUGGUGAAAUGGUGGAAAACUCCAUCUAUGAGUCGCAGCCCAGUUUUAGUGUUCCUAAAGGUCCACGGCUCACUCGCUCCUACCGGCUGAGGCACCGGCCCGUCCCCCAAAUCCCAACUCAGACCAUACUCCCACUGCAGGACAGGAGCGCACCACCAGCGCAAACAACCAGCCCUGAACACCUAACCGGCUCAGAGGGUCCCACCGGUGGAAGCAGCAUACAGAAAGCUCCACUUCAAAGAACCUUGACGCCUAUCGCUCCCUACGGAGAAAUGUUCCUGUACAACAACCCCGAAAGCACUCCGGACCAGGGCGCUAAAGAAGGGCUACAGAAGGGUUUUAAGGACAAGAUUAAACAGAAGAAACAGAGAAAGAAGAUGCCUAAACAGAAAGAGUCAAAGGAAGCAGCUUCUCCUCCUGCUCCGACGAUCCCAGACCCCUACAAAGACGAAUACUCAACAGUGGACGAGUGCGCCAGCAUCUUGCCGCAAGCUGGUUUGGACCAAAGUUUUGCAGUGACCCCUGAGAGUGUUGGAUCAGCAGCCUCUGGCUCUAAGGAUGGGUCUUUAAUCAUGGUGGAGUGUGACCUCUACUCACAGCCUGCAGACGCUCUGGGGGGUGUGACCAGAGAUGCUCUGCCUGAUAUUUCUCCAUAUGCGUGCUUCUAUGGAGCCCCCAAACACCAGGUGCUCAAAGUGGGUUGGCUGGACAAACUGUCGCCUCAGGGAAAUUGUGUUUUUCAAAGGAGGUGGGUGAGAUUCGACGGCGACAGUCUGGCCUACUACAACAAUGACAAGGAGAUGUACUCCAAAGGUAUGAUCCUGGCCAGUGCUAUCAGACAGGUGCGAGGACUGGGUGACAACAAGUUUGAGGUGGUCACCUCCCUUCGGACCUUCACGUUCCGGGCUGAAAGAGAAGGGGAGCGCCAGGAGUGGAUGGAAACUCUUCAGACGGCCACGCGCCCCCCCGCCUGUGGUUCCCAGAAGCGCUCCGACAGCCUCCCCCGCCCCUCCUCCACAAACAAGCGAGGCUUGCUGGAGCUGCGCGGUUACAAAGGCAGAGUGCUGGUGUCCCUGGCGGGGAAUAAAGUCAGGCUCUGCAAAACAGAACAGGACUACAAAGCCGGUCUGGCCAUUGCCGAGGUGGAACUGACAGCUGCAAAUAUCAGAGACGUGGACCGCAGGGGCUUUGAUAUCAACACACCCUUCAAGAACUUCUGCUUCACGGCCGAGUCAGAACGGGAGAAGGAGGAGUGGAUUGAAGCAGUCCAAGAAUCGAUCGCCGAGACACUCUCCGACUAUGAAGUGGCAGAGAAGAUCUGGUUCAACGAGGCCAACAGGAGCUGUGCCGACUGUCGCGUCCCGCAGCCGGAGUGGGCGUCCGUCAACCUGGGUGUGGUCAUCUGCAAGAAGUGUGCAGGCCAGCACCGCUCCCUCGGCCCAAGCAUUUCCAAAGUACGGAGCUUGAAGUUGGACAGCAGCAUCUGGAGCAAUGCGCUGGUGGAGCUCUUCCUGGAGGUGGGGAACAAGAAUGCUAACAGUUUCUGGGCUGCUAAUCUUCCCUUGGAGGAGGAACUCUACAGUGGGGCUUCAGCGGAGCAGCGCGCCACCUUCAUUCGCAGGAAGUACAGGGAGAGGAAGUACCGGAGGGUCCUGGAGGGCUUUGAUGACCUGGAGCAGCUCAACAGGGCGCUGUGUGCAGCUGUGGUGUUGCCUGAUGUGCUGCAGACCAUGGCGCUGGUGUUCAGCGGGGCAGAUGUUAUGUGCGCCACUGGGGAUCCGACCGUCUCCACCCCGUAUCUCUUGGCCCAACGUGCUGGACAGAGGCUGCAGAUGGAGUUCCUGCACCAGAACAAACUCUCAGAUUUCCCCAGACUGGAGCAGUGGUCGGAGAACACCUCCCUGUCUGACGCUUCCCUCUUCAUGGAUGGCUUCCUCUACAUCUCCGCCGGCCCCGCCAAGGCGACGCUAGACCGCCGCGACGUGGCACGGCGUUGGUGCACGUUGGAGGGCGGCUUCCUGAGUUACUAUGAGAGCGAGAGAAGCCCGGCGCCCAUCAGCAGGGUGGACGUCACUGAGGUGGUCAGCCUGGCUGCCAGCAACACAGAGACCAUGACCGGAGCUGGGGCUGUGUUUACCGUGGAGCUGUACCUGCAGACAGAGCGAGUACUGAUUGUCGGGGCAGAAACACAGGAAACUCAGCAUGACUGGAUCCAGGCGCUAACAAAGUGCUUCGUCCCGCCGAAAGUCGAGGGACUGCUGCAGAGGGACGGCGAGCUGAUUGGCAGGCUGCACUACAAAGAGGGCCAUGACCUGUACCACUGGAGGACGGGCUGGUUUGUGCUGGAAGGCUCAGCCCUGCACUUCAGCCCAGGGGACCAGGAGGGAGAGGAGGAAGUCCUUCAACUCAAACAGCUGCAGGAGCUCACUGUCUCCACACAUACGGAGGGCGAGGAAAAGAUCCAAGUCCUGCUGAUGGUGGAGGGCGGAAGAACAGUUUAUAUCCACGGCUUCAACAAGAUGGACUUUGCACUGUGGCACUCUGCCAUCACGCUGGCUGCAGGCACAGAUGGGAAGGCGCUGAGCGACCAACAGCUGACUAAAAAUGGCGUCCCUAUUGUAGUGGACAGUUGCAUUGCCUUUGUCACUCAGUAUGGUUUGUGCCAGGAGGGGGUGUACCAGAGGCCGGGGGACCCUGGCAGAGUGGCCCUGCUCCUGCAGGAGUUCACCCGUGAUGCUCGUAAUGUGAAGCUGAGGGAGAAGGAGCACCAGCUGGAGGACGUCACAGACACCCUGAAGAGCUUCUUAUCCCAAGCAGAGGAUGCACUGCUGUCCAAGGAGCUCUAUCCAUACUGGGUGUCAGCUCUGGAUGAGAAGGACGAGAGGCAGAGAGUAAAGAAGUACUCCACUUUCAUUGAGAGUUUGCCAAAAAUAAACAGGUCAACCCUUGAUGCUCUGCUCCAGCAUCUGUACAGGAUUCAGCAGUGUUCCCACCUCAACCAGAUGCCGAGUGAAAAGCUGGCCUCUGUCUUCUCCUCCUGCUUGUUCCAGACUCGGGGACAGACGCCACAGGAAACCAGCGUCGUCCAUGACCUCAUCAACAACUACGUUACACUCUUCAGUGUCAAUGAAGACCGGGUGCAACAGAUGGAGAGGGAGAAUAGUUUCAUCGCACGCUGGAACGACAAGAAGGACACCACGUUCUCCCCAGCUGGGGACUUGAUCUUCGAGGUGUACCUGGAAAAGAGAGAGCCAGAGAACUGCUGUUUAAUCAAGGUCUCUCCCAGCAUGCGCUCCACAGAGCUUGCAGAAACUGCGCUAAGUAUGAGGAGCGUCGUCUUUAACCGCGAUGACCUCUGGACCACCUUUGAAGUCAUUGAGAAUGGAGAGCUAGAGCGGCCGUUGCACCACAGUGAGAAAAUUCUUGAGCAGGUGCUGGAGUGGAGUAACUUGGACUGUCCCAGCUCUGCUUUUCUUGUUAUAAAGAAGUUUUCAGAGGCCAAAAGAGUGACUGAUGGGAAAGCAGACCAAAAGCAGUUCACAAGAGGCGACUAUCUGAAGUUCAGCGAUGGAUCCUCCAAACUGCUGUCAGGGCACAAAUUCCAGGACAAAUAUGUUGUACUACGUGCAGAGAAGCUGCUGCUCUACAGAGAUACCAAAGGCACUAAAGCAGAGAAAGUCAUCCAACUCUCCUCUCUUAAAUGUUACCUGGGCCUGAAGAAAAAGCUCAAACCUCCAACCAGCUGGGGCUUCACAGUCUACACUGAUAAACAACAAUGGCACUUCUGCUGCGAGAAGAGGGAGGCGCAGGUCGGCUGGGUGACGGACAUCAUCAGGAUGAAGUACGGUUCUGACCUCUGUUCAAAGAGCGUCAACUCAAAAGAAGCUGCAGAUCACAAAUCCUCCAGAGGGGGAGCUGUGACUGAAGUCCGUAAGAUCCACAGCGGCAGCAAACAGCUGACAGACAGGAGGGUUUCUCUUGAUGACGGCAACCCAAGGCCCACCAAGGACGCCGCUGUCCACCACAAGACGAACGCCCCGAAGCACACCGACGUGCUCAGGGCCCCAGAAGUCCCAUACAGGAGACCCUCUGUGGAUGUUUGCCAGCCACAGCGCCUCCCUUCCCCGUCGCCAUCCAGACACUUGCAGCCCAUGGCUUUACCCAUUCCCCCUCAGAGUGGCUGUAAGACCAUCAGCAGGAGACCUGCUCUGGGUGGGGAGGCUAUAAUGCCGUCUAACCUGAUGAAUGAACUUAACUCAGUGCUGAGCAAGACUGGUCGCAUUGCCAAGAGCAAUGAUGGGUAAGAAGAGAAGUCAGGAGGCAGAGAGGUACCUUAAACAGUUUGAACGGUAGGACAAACACUGCAGGGCUGAGCAGAGGAAGACAGAUGUGGAGGCUGACUGAGAAAGACCGCACAAUGCAGAUGGACCCAAAAUAAGUUGCUAUCAUGAGGGGGAUCAUAGCCUGACGGCCGCUUUCGAGCUCAAGUGUACUGUACGUAUAAAGGGAUGCCGACGCACAAGGGGAUGUGGAAAACAGGUGCAAGGAGACACUGGAGGUCAUGCAGACCUCAGCUGGACAUGGCGCUGACCCAAGCACUACAGAACGUGAUUUAUAUGCCGCUCGUCUAAACCUGGAGAAUGUUAUAAAAAUAUGUUCACCUGUCAAACCCUCAGAAGUUUCCAGAAGUGCUUGCUUCGUGCUUUUCAGGUUCCAGGUACUUUGAAAAGGCUGUUAGGUCUACACCUGGAAAGUAUUGUGAUUAUUUUAAGCCUUAUAUGGUAAAGUCAAUUUUAAAUUAAGCAUUUUGUAUAUUAUGAAUUAUGAGUGGCGGGGUCCGCCAUUUCACAGAGUUAAACCUACGCAGAUUCAGAAGAGAAAAGCAGGUUUUUGCCAUUAACUGGCUAACAGACUUACGUUUUCAUCGACAUGACAUGCAAUAUAUUUAUAGUAGAUAUUUUUAUAUACUUUUUUAAAAACAGUUAACCGCCAUUAUUUUUUUACGGUAACCAUUGACUGCACAGCUAACUCGCUAACACUUUUUUUAAGCUCAUCAUUCUGUGGUCCACCACUUUAAACUUUGCACUGGCUGCCACCAAAUGUCUUUUUAAUGCACAGUAUAAAUAUAUGAAUAAAUGCUGUAACAUGAUGUAUUACUCAGCAGUUUAAUCCUCAGUGAGCAAAAACAAAAUAAUGUAUGCUAAACAUUAACCAGAAGUAGCUAACACCGUUGCACAUUAGCUUGCUUUUGCACACUUUGUGGUAAAAUCAGAACUCAAAAUCUGAAAAAUUGCUGCUCUGGAAGAGCUUGAAAUUUUUCUUUUUUAAUUUUUUUAAUUAAUGCAUUUAAGUAAGUAUAUAAGACUCCACAGAAACACCAUCAAAUAUCAGCGCCAUCAGAAACAAGCCUUCAGAGAUCCAUUAGCUCGUUCCAAACUGAACACAAACAUAAGUCUAGCUUUUCUGUUGAAGUUCAGAGUAACAGUCCUGAACAGUUAAACUAAAUGCAUGUUAUAGUCUCUGUUAAUAGUGGGCACACAUGCUUGAAUGUAAGUAUUUAUUUUUGUCACUUUCAAAAAAAAAAGCAACAAACGGAUAAAUUGCAGAAUAAUACUGAACACCGUUGCAUCUCCUGAGCAGCGCAAAUGAAAAAUGUCUAUUUUUGCCAAGCGCUCUGGCUAAAAAUGACCUUUAAUGUUUCUCCACAGGUGUGCAGAUGGUGGGAACAGUGGAGAUGGGAGAGGUGUCGAGUGUGUAACGGAAACACACAGAGAACCUUUGAGAAAUUGUCAGUUUUAGACUUUUUAUAGCGAGGAAACGACAGACACGGCCAAACCCAUCAGAUAAUUAGCGCCGGGUAAAAAUAAGAUAAUGCACGGAGCCGUUAACGGAAUAUGAGAAUGAAAGCAGCCUUAUAUGAUGACAGAAAUGUGUGAAACCAAAAAGUGAUAAACAUCAGUGUUGUUUAAUGAUAAUUGCCGUUAUUGCUUUCAGGUUUAUUGUGCAUCAUGAUUGGAUUCUUUUCUCUGUUCAUUCGCUAAGAGCUCUUUAUCUGUGUUUUAUUUCUAUUUUAAUAUUGCAUCUGCUCUCUGCAGGUUUAUAUAAUACAGUCAUUUGGGCUUUUUGCGCCGGGUAAAUCUGCGCAGGGAUUUUCUAUCUCAUUGGAUAAAUUUCCUUCUGUACACUCAGUUGUGUUCUAUGAACACGUCUGCAAGAUUUAAGAGAGAGAGCGACUCGAGCCCAGUUGUGGAUUUCACCAUGAGGAUCUUCAAUCUUUGCCUUAUUUAUAUAUAAUUAUAUCAUCAUUUUAUUCAUAGAUUUCAUCAAAUUCUGCUUUUUCUCGAGUGAAAUGUAAGAAUAAACUCCCCGUCUCAAGUCA